CUCACACUUUCAUCACAUCUGCGAUUUUCUCACAAAAAUAAAAAAUAAAAAAACGCUCACACUUUUAUUGCUCUCUAACGCUUUUGCUUGCUUUCACACUCUCACAAAACAAUGCCUCGCCGAAGCUCUGGUGGUCGUGGAAGGUCAAGUUCCCGAAGUUCCCGCCGUGCAGCCCGUGCCACGGCAAGUAGUACUCCUAAGCCAGCGGCUGCUCCUCCUCCUCCUCAUACAGUGCCUGCACAAGGUCAAAGUGGGUCUGAAAAGGGAUCACUUGGUGCCACUUUUGCAAGUGGCUUGGUCUGGGGUACUGGUGCUUCUAUUGCUUACAGUGCUGUAAAUGCUCUGAUGGGUCCUCGUGUCGAUAAGCAGAAGACUGUUUGUGCUAAUCAAUCCAAGGCCUUUAUUGAUUGCCUGGAAGCUUACGGAAGCGACAUAAGCAAGUGUCAGGGCUUCAUGGACGUGCUGCGCCAUUGCCGCCAAACUCAGGCACCUUGAGUGCUUGAACUUGAUCAUGAUGAAAUCUCCCUUUAAAUCACUGAAGAAUGCUAGUAGUGUCAGGUUAUUUUGUGUGUUACAGUUAAGAGGAUGGACCUGAAUAUUCUCUGGUGGAACUUUAUCAUGUUCUGAAGAAUAACUACCUAGAAACUCUUUUGAGUCUAUUUAGUAGACUUUGCUUAUGUGGUAUUUCGCCUGAAUUUUAUGAAUCCUGUCCAGCAUAACAUUUUUAAGGGACCUACUUGAUGUUGAGCUGAAAAUCAAAACUAGGAACUUGUUUACAGGAGGAAACAAGAGAGUAGUGAAUGUUUUUAAUAAAUUUACACAACUUGAUGAAAA
Messenger RNA from Quercus lobata, 834 nucleotides. Its product is annotated as coiled-coil-helix-coiled-coil-helix domain-containing protein 10, mitochondrial-like. Gene Ontology annotation, cellular component: mitochondrion; nucleus. The transcript is spliced from 5 exons. Bases 112 to 495 code for a protein of 127 amino acids. Lineage: Eukaryota; Viridiplantae; Streptophyta; Magnoliopsida; Fagales; Fagaceae. Gene Ontology annotation, biological process: mitochondrion organization. The record is from RefSeq and is a predicted model, not a curated record.